AACGGAUUUCUGAGUCAGUGGAAUAUCGAUCGAUACCUCCGAAGCGUGCAGACGACGCCGAGGAACAUGGCGGUCCACGGAGUAUCAAGCUCUCGCUGUUGGAUUACCUGAGGAAAGGACAGGAAACCACGUGAGGACACAUGGCGCAGGCUGAACGCCAAGAGUCUUUGGUGGCCUUCUCACCCUCGAUCCGGGAAAUAGGUUUCAUUGAUGAAGAUGAAGCGGUCAGCGAUUUGUCUGAAGUCUCAGCAAGCGAAGAAGACAAAGUUGAAAGAAACCCAUCGGAGCUUCUGUCCAAAAGCAGCGAUGCUUCUCAAGAUGAGGACAACAACGAGAUCAUCUCCUUCGACCCCGUUCCUCCAGAAGUGCCUAACCAACAACAGGUGGUGCAUUCAAUACAUUCCAGUCAAAACCUUCCAUCUGAAAACAGCGAAGACUAUCAAAAUGCCUUACACUCAUCUGAUGUGGAAGAUCCGAAAGAAGAACAAAAUUUCCUUAUCGUUCCAUCCAUGGACAUCCUAACACUCGACCAGUCCAUGGUCUCAUUAAAGCUAGCCUUAGAAGACAGAUCCACUCUUUCGGCUUUCGAGAAACUCAAUAAAAAGAAAGCGAAAGGAACAAUGGACGUUGCCAAACUGUCGGAAAACGUCGCAAAAAAUAGGUACAAAGAUGUCCUGCCAUAUGACGACAAUCGGGUUGUUCUAAAAGGAGGACCAAAUGGCGAUUAUAUCAAUGCCUCAUUUGUUCAAAUGAGCCUACCUCAUCCGAGAAAAGCGAAUCAAUACAUCGCAACUCAAGGACCUUUGCCUCAAACAUGCGACGACUUCUGGCAGAUGGUAUGGGAACAGGAGUGUGGCCUCAUUGUGAUGGUUACAACUUUAAAGGAACGAAAUCGGGUGAAGUGUCAUCAGUAUUGGCCAGAGCUGUACCAGACAAUAGGAGAAGACUUACAAGUGACUUGCUUCAGUGAGACUACAUCCUCAACCGGAAUCACAAGAGAUUUCUUGAUCUCUCAUCAAAAAGAAAAAGUGGAGCGUCACGUAGUCCAGCUUCAAUAUAUCAACUGGCCUGAUCAUGGAGUUCCACAAGAUUCCACAGAUUUUCUAGAAUUCGUCCAUCAACUAAGAAAUCUGAGACGAGACAUCGGAGGAACUGUUGUGGUUCACUGUAGUGCCGGUGUCGGACGGACGGGUGUUCUGAUUCUGAUGGAAACUGCUCUGGGAUAUAUCGAUGCAGAUGAACCUAUGCAGCCACUGGAACUAGUCAAACAAAUGAGGGACCAGAGAGUAAUGAUGGUUCAAACUGUGGUUCAAUACAAAUUUAUAUGUGAAGCCAUCCUUAAAGCAUACAAUGACAGAUACAAGAGGCCAGCUAAGCCCGACGGACAAGUAGAAUUCACCUAGCCAAGCACCCAAGUCUUUCCAAUGUGAAUGUGAAUGCCCCAUCGUCCUUCAUCAAGUUAGCAAGUUUAUAAAAGUUAGAGUGUGGAAGAUGUUUCCUAAUAAAAUAAAUUUUGUAUGCUUGAAUAUAUUAAA
Messenger RNA from Stegodyphus dumicola, 1535 nucleotides. RefSeq names its product tyrosine-protein phosphatase non-receptor type 4-like. The record is from RefSeq and is a predicted model, not a curated record. Gene Ontology annotation, biological process: protein dephosphorylation. Lineage: Eukaryota; Metazoa; Arthropoda; Arachnida; Araneae; Eresidae. Gene Ontology annotation, molecular function: protein tyrosine phosphatase activity.